Menidia menidia (Atlantic silverside) is the source of this 3300-nucleotide messenger RNA. Lineage: Eukaryota; Metazoa; Chordata; Actinopteri; Atheriniformes; Atherinopsidae. The record is from the annotation of a GenBank genome assembly.
GUCACCCCAGAUCUGUUCCCAGAAACAACCCUGGUGCCAUCUCUGCCGGCCAUACCAUCCGGGCGGUCCGGCUCUGCCCCUCAGAAGCCCCGGAGGCGCAGCAGCAGCAGCGGCGGCGGCAGACACAGCGCUGCCAGGCCCCGGCCUUUGCCCUCAGCGUGUAGGCCCAGUCCCAGCGAAGGCAGCAUGGAGGUGGGCAUGCGCGUGGUGCGCGGCCUGGACUGGAAGUGGGGGAACCAGGAUGACGGCGAGGGGCACGUGGGCACCGUGGUGGAGAUCGGGCGGCAGGGCAGCACCACCACCCCAGACAAAACCGUAGUGGUGCAGUGGGACAGCGGCACACGGACCAACUACCGCACCGGCUACCAGGGGGCCUAUGACCUGCUGCUUUAUGAUAACGCUCAAAUAGGGGUGCGUCACUCCAAUAUCAUCUGUGACAGCUGCAAGAAGCACGGCAUCAUGGGAAUGCGAUGGAAGUGCAAAGUGUGCUUCGAUUAUGAUCUGUGUACCCAGUGUUACAUGAACAACAAGCACGACCUCAGCCACGCGUUUGAACGUUACGAAACCGCACAUUCCCAGCCAGUGAGCUUGACACCAAGGCAGAACCUCCCGCGGAUUAUCCUUAAAGGAAUAUUUCAGGGGGUUAAAGUCGUCCGUGGACCAGACUGGGACUGGGGCAAUCAAGACGGUGGGGAGGGUAAGGUUGGGAAGGUAGUGGAUAUUCGCGGCUGGGACACAGAGUCUGGACGCAGUGUGGCUAGUGUCACCUGGUCAAAUGGCACCACCAAUGUCUACCGAAUGGGCCACAAGGGAAAAGUAGACCUCAAGUAUGUGUCAGACGGUCAAGGAGGCUUCUAUUACAAAGAUCAUCUACCUAAGCUCGGGGAGCAUGCAGAGCUGCAGCGGCAGGAGAGCUCUGAUGGCCACUCCUUCCAGCAGGGCGAUAAGGUCAAAUGUCUGUUGGAGGUGGACAUCCUCCGACAGAUGCAGGAGGGACAUGGAGGAUGGAACCCUAAAAUGGCAGAGUACAUUUGCAGGAUUGGGACUGUUCAUAGAAUCACUGACCGAGGAGAUGUCAGGGUCCAGUAUGGAAACAAUAUCCGCUGGACUUUCCAUCCGGGAGCACUAACGAAGGUUAACACUUUUGGAGUUGGGGAACUUGUGAGAGUGUUGGAUGAGAUAGAGACGGUGAAAAGACUGCAGGCUGGUCAUGGAGAGUGGACAGACAGCAUGUCUCCCGUGCUUGGUCAGGUGGGGAAGGUGUUGAAAGUGUAUGCGGAUGGUGACCUACGGGUGGCAUUUGGGGGCCAGACGUGGACAUUCAAUCCGGCGUGCCUCUCAGCUCAGCCUGCAGAGGUGGAUGCCAACCUCAUGACAGCCGAGAACCCCAACGAAUCUGGAAGUACUGUCAUCUCAGUGCUGGAGAAGCUGCUGUCUCAGUCUACAGAGCAGGACAAUCCCAGCCGGCUGGUCAUCGAGGCAGCACACGGCAGUGCCGGCAAAGUGCGCGAGCUAGUGCAAAAAUAUCCUGACAAGGUGGAUAUCAAGAACCAGGGCAAGACAGCACUACAGGUUGCUGCUCACCAAGGCCACAUGGAGGUGGUGAAAGCCCUGCUGCAGGCCAACAGCUCGGUGGAGGUUAAGGACGAAGAUGGAGACACAGCAUUGCAUUACACUGCCUUUGGCAAUCAGGCUGAGAUUGCACGGCUGCUUUUAAACAAGGGUGCGAAUGUCAACCUCUUGAACAACUCCAUGUGCACGGCACUCCACAUCGCUGUCAACAAGGGCUUCACUGACGUUGUCCGAGUGCUGAGCGAACACUCAGCUGACGUCAAUCUCCAGGACUCGUAUGGGGACACACCACUUCACGAUGCCAUUGCUAAAGAUUUCCGCAAUAUCAUCGAGAUCCUUGUUGUGGUGCCCAACAUUGACUUCACUCAGCAGAACCACAGAGGCUUCAACCUUCUGCAUCACGCAGCCCUCAAAGGAAACAAAUUGGCCGCGGAAAAGAUCCUGGGCCGAGCUCGACAGCUGGUGGACGUCAAAAAGGAGGACGGCUUCUCGGCGCUUCAUCUGGCCGCUCUCAACAACCACCGAGACGUCGCCGAGGUCCUCAUCAAGGAGGUGAGCUCAGAACAGAAGCGGACCAAAGUCCCUCGGAGGAUUUCUGAGCUUCUGCCACGUCGUAUGAAACCUUUCCGCCCGCCUCAUGCCAGAACCCUGUGGCGUAUCCCACAGGGACGCUGUGACACCAACAUCCGCAACAACCGGAACCAGACGCCGCUGCAGCUGGCUGUGACGCAGGGCCACACCGACCUGAUCCAGCUGCUGGUGGACGAAGGCGCCGACGUCAACAUGGAGGACGAGGAUGGCGACACGGCCAUGCACGUGGCGCUCCUCCGCCCACAGCUGGCCAACGUGGCACUGACCCCCACAGUGGGCACCAGCAGCACCGAGCAGAGCCCCGACGGGUGUUCGUCCACGUCGCUCUACUGCAGGCUGAACUCGUCGGGUCUCCUGGGGAGCACGGAACUGAGCGUUGGCACAGCCAUCGCCUGCUUUCUAGCGCAGGAAGGUGCUGACAUCAACUACGCCAACCACAAGGGCAAGAGUCCUCUGGACCUGGUGGCAGACGGCACCAUGCUGCAGCUCAUCAAGAGCUUUUCUGAGAAGCACAGGCUGCAGCGUCUGCAGGCCAUCACAUGCGGGCAGGGCCUGAGCAGCGCCAGCCUGCGGCGGGUCCACACCACACCCAACACCAUGACCAACCUGGUGUUUCCCACGCCACCCGGGCCCAGUGAAUGCCUCAUCUGCUCCGAGCUGGCCCUGCUGGUUCUCUUCUGCCCCUGCCAGCACAGCGUGGCCUGUGAAGAAUGUGCUCAUCGCAUGAAGAAAUGCAUCAAAUGUCAGGUCACAAUCACCAAGAAAAUUAGGCAAGACCAAACGGAGGUGGACUGCAGCCCUGGCACCGAGAACUCGGAGCAGCACAACCUGCUGGAGCAGCUGCAGUCCCGCUACCGCCAGAUGGAGGAGCGCAUCACCUGCCCCAUCUGCAUCGACAACCACAUCAAGCUGGUGUUCCAGUGCGGCCACGCCUCCUGCAUCGACUGCAGCGCCGCGCUCAAGACCUGCCCCAUCUGCCGGCAGACCAUCCGCGAGCGGAUCCAGCUGUUCGUCUGAGCCCCGCCGCUCCCAACCACCCAAAGAUGAGGCGGGAGAUGCAGGCGGGGUGUGGGGCAGCCGUUUAAAAAAACCUUAAACUGCCCCGCGCCGGCCCGCCACGCCCUCCCGCGCCCGCCC